This is a messenger RNA of Diaporthe citri, 303 nucleotides long. RefSeq lists its product as uncharacterized. The coding region runs from base 1 to 303 and encodes 100 amino acids. The transcript has a single exon. The record is from RefSeq and is a predicted model, not a curated record. Lineage: Eukaryota; Fungi; Ascomycota; Sordariomycetes; Diaporthales; Diaporthaceae.
AUGGUCGCCCGCCUCUUCACAACAGUCUUGGCCCUCGCCGCCGCAGUCGCCGACGCAGGCUCGGUCAGUGUCUACUACAGCAGUGGCUGCACCGGCCAAGUCAACUCGUACUUCACUGGAUCCACCCCGGUCUACUGCAACACGCAGACGGGCUCCUCGAUCGGCUAUACACUGGACUCGGCCUGUAGCCUCAUCUUCUACACCGACAGGACUUGCAGCAAUGUCCAGAGGAGGGUUGCCUCCGCUGCCAGGGGGUGUCAGAACUUUGCGGGGACGGGAGGUUCCUGGAAAUUCGUCUGCUAG